AUGGCAAUGGCAAACAACAAAACACAAUGUUUUACAUGCAAGCAAGAAAAAAUAACAUAUCCAUGUAAAGGAUGUUCAAAAGAAUUUUGUUUUACGGACUUAGCAGAACAUAAACAAAUAUUAAAUGAUGAAUUACAUCAUAUCACCAACGAAUAUAAUGAAUUUAAACAAAUAAUUAAUAAACGAAAACAAAAUCCGCAAAUUCAUUCAUUAAUAAAACAAAUUGAUGAAUGGGAGACAAAUUCAAUUGACAUAGUUCAACAAAAAGCACAAAAAUGUAGAAAAUUUGUCCUUGAAUCAUCAGAAACAUGUAUUAAUGAUAUUGAAAUGAAAUUUAAUAAUUUAAGUGAACAAGUAAAACAAAUUUACAAAGAAAAUGACUUUAAUGAAAUAAAUUUAAAUUAUUUAGGAGAUCAAUUAAGAAAAAUUACACAAAUAUUAAGUAAUUCAUCUAAUAUUUCUAUUCAACAAAGCUCACAAUCAUUGAUUAGUGAAAUUUCGAUUAUUUCAUCAAUAAAACUAAAACUCAACAGAUGGAAACAAAAUGCCAUCACUGUGGCUGGUGGAAAUGGAAAAGGACAACAACUAAAUCAACUCAUUCAUCUGUUAGGAAUUUUUGUUGGUAAAAACAAAAAUAUUUUUAUUGCUGAUUGUCAUAAUCAUCGUAUUGUGGAAUGGAAAUAUAAUGCAAAAGAAGGACAAAUUAUUGCAGGUGGAAAUGGACAAGGAAAUCGAAUGGAUCAAUUGAAUCAUCCAACAGAUGUGAUUGUUGAUCAACAAAAUCAUUCGAUCAUUAUUGCUGAUCGUGAUAACAGACGAGUGAUUCAAUGGUUGAAUCAAAAUCAACAAAUUCUCAUUCAAAAUAUUGACUGUGUGGGCUUGGGAAUGGAUAAACAUGGAUUUCUUUAUGUUUCUGAUAGGAAGAGGAAUGAAGUGAGACGAUGGUUAAUGGGAGAGUAUAAUAAUGAAGGAAUUGUAGUGGCAGGUGGAAAUGGACAAGGAAAUCAACUUAAUCAACUUAAUAUUCCUACUUUUAUCAUUGUUGAUGAAGAUCAAUCUGUUUAUGUAUCAGAUCAAGCGAAUCAUCGUGUGAUGAAAUGGAGAAAAGGUGCAAAACAAGGAACAGUCGUGGCUGGAGGAAAUGGUCAAGGAGCAAAUCUCAAUCAAUUGUCUUUACCUCACGGAGUAAUUGUUGAUGAUUUGAGUCGAAUCUAUGUGGCAGAUUGGAGGAAUGAUCGAGUAAUGCGUUGGUGUGAAGGAAAAGAAGAAGGUGAAAUUGUUGUUGGUGGAAAUGGUGGAGGAAAUCAAUUGAAUCAUCUCGGUGGUUUAUUUUUUGAUGAUGAAGAAAAUCUUUAUGUUGCUGAUCUGGAAAAUCAUCGAAUUGAAAAAUAUGAAAUAAUUUUGUGA
Messenger RNA from Adineta steineri, 1407 nucleotides. The record is from the annotation of a GenBank genome assembly. Lineage: Eukaryota; Metazoa; Rotifera; Eurotatoria; Adinetida; Adinetidae.